GCCAGGAGGAUGGGGAGGAGGAGGCUUGAGCCUCAGAGGCGGGGGGCUCUGAAAGGUCACCUCAUCCUCCUCCAGGAAGGCUUCCUGGCUUCAUGCUACCACGUCUUAGCUGGGACUCAGUUCUCCCAUCUUCCCCCUGGGGCAGGGAGUGCAGGGGUCAGGCUGGGCUUGCCCAUCAGGGCUAGCUGAUGAAGAGAGUGGGGUGGGGUGUGUGGCUAAGCCACCAGAUGGGGUGGGGGAUCCUGGCACCUCCCGCUGGUUCUGGCUCCCUUCCCCACCCAGGAAGCUAAGCUGCCAGUCCUGUCGGACUCGUCCUACCCGGGAGGGAUGGGCGCAGGCCCUGGGUCUCGCUCCAGUGUCCUCUCGAGCACGACCAGUACCAUGGACACCUGGCGGGUUCUGCCACUCUUCCUACUCUUGGCCUCCGGAGUAGGGAUCCCCGCCCUCAGAGCCUCCUCUGGACCUCAGCAAACCAAUUUCUCCUCUGCCUUCUCUUCGGACUCAGAAAACUCUUCCCAGGGGCUGGGUUCGGAAGUUCCCUCCAUCAAACCUCCCAACCUGAAGUUUCUGGAUCAGUCUUCCAGUUCAAAAGCCCCUGCUGGAAUCUCUGAUUCCGACUGGUUUCCUGAGACCCUGAAUUCCAACAAUGCGUCUGGGUCCUUCUGGUCAAAUAUUUAUGCUGAGGGUCAAGAUUUGAGCCCAGAUGCCAUUCCUGGUUCCGAAGUACUUCCUGAUACUUCAGAUCCUCAAGUUCCUGUCAAAGACCCCAAGCCUCCUUUCUCUGCUAAGACCCCAGCUUCAAACAUUUCUGCUCAAGUUCCCGAUACCACAGCGUCUGUUGAGGUCCCAGAUUCAAAAGAUCUUGAACUCUUUGACCACAGUCUGGAAUCGAAAGUUUCCGCAGAGACCCACCCAGCUGCAAGCUUCCCCCAGCAGGUGGGGGGGCCUCUUGCAGUGCUGGUGGGGACCACUAUCUGGCUCCCCCUGGUCCCAGUCCCCAGCCCUGGCCCUCCUGCCCCUCUGGUGGUCUGGCGCCGGGGCUCCAAGGUUCUGGCAGCUGGGGGCCUGGGGCCAGGGGCUCCUCUGAUCAGCGUGGACCCUGUUCACCGGGACCGCCUGCGGUUUGACCAGGCCAGAGGGGGUCUGGAACUUGCCUCUGCCCAGCUGGAUGAUGCCGGGGUCUACACGGCUGAGGUCAUCAGGGCAGGGGUCUCCCAGCAGACUCGGGAGUUCACAGUGGGUGUGUAUGAGCCCCUACCCCAGCUGUCGGUGCAGCCCAAGGCCCCCGAGACAGAGGAGGGGGCGGCUGAGCUCCGGCUGCGCUGCGUGGGGUGGGAGCCAAGUCGCGGGGUGCUGAGCUGGAGCCAGAACGGACGCGCCCUGGAGGCGACGGCCCCCGAGGGAGCUGAGCCGCCCCGGAUCCGCUCCGAGGGCGACCAGCUGCUCAUCGCGCGCCCUGUGCGCGGCGACCACGCCCGGUACACUUGCAGCGUCCGCAGCCCCUUCGGCCGCACGGAGGCUGCGGCGGACGUCAGGGUCUUCUAUGGCCCGGAUCCGCCGGUCAUCACGGUUUCCUCGGACCGCGACGCCACCCCUGCCCACUAUGUCACCGCGGGCAGCAACGUGACCCUGCGCUGCACCGCCGCCUCGCGGCCGCCCGCCGACAUCGCAUGGAGCCUGGCGGACCCGGCCGAGGCCGCGGUGCCCGCGGGGCCGCAGCUGCUGCUGCCCGCGGUCGGGCCGGGCCACGCCGGCGCCUACGCCUGCCUCGCCGCGAACCCGCGCACCGGCCGCCGCCGCCGCUCUCUGCUCAACCUCACGGUGGCCGAUCUGCCCCCCGGGUCCCCACAGUGCUCCGUGGAAGGGGGUCCCGGGGACCGCAGCCUCCGCUUCCGCUGCUCGUGGCCGGGCGGGGUCCCUGCCGCGUCCCUGCAGUUCCAGGGUCUCCCCGAAGGCGUCCGCGCGGGGCCGGUGCCCUCCGCGCUCCUGGCCGCCGUCCCGGUCCACCCCCGGCUCAGCGGCGUCCCCAUCACCUGCCUUGCUCGCCACCUGGUGGCCACGCGCACCUGCACCGUCACCCCGGAGGCCCCCCAAGAGGUGCUGCUACAUCCGCUGGUGGAGGACAGACAGUCGGGGGAGGCAGAGGUGGCACUGGAGGCCUCUGGUUGUCCCCCACCCUCACGAGCAUCCUGGGCCCGGGAAGGGCGGCCGCUGGCUCCAGGGGGUGGGAGUCGCCUGCAGCUCAGUCAAGAUGGGAGGAAGCUCCUCUUCGGCAACUUCAGCCUGGAUUGGGACUUGGGAAAUUACUCCGUGCUGUGCAGUGGGGCGCUGGGUGCUGGGGGCGACCAGAUCACCCUCAUUGGACCCUCCAUCUCCUCGUGGAGGCUUCAAAGAGCCCGGGAUGCAGCAGUGCUGACUUGGGAUGUGGAGCGAGGGGCCCUGAUCAGUGGUUUUGAGAUCCAAGCACGGCCAGAGGGGCCUGGCCCGGGCAGAACUCCUGCCUACAGGGACUGGGUCUCCCUGCUCACCCUGGGGCCCCAGGAGCGGUCAGCUGUGGUGCCUCUUCGACCACGGAACCCUGGGUCCUGGGUCUUGCGUAUCCUGCCCACCCUGGGUGGCCAGCCAGGGAUUCCAUCACAAAGCCGGAUCUACCGUGCUGGACCCACCCUGGGCCCCGGGGCCAUCGCUGGCAUCGUCCUGGGCUCCCUACUGGGCCUGGCACUGCUGGCAGCGCUUCUCCUCCUGUGCAUCUGCUGCCUGUGCCGCUUUCGGGGAAGGACUCCUCAGAAGAAGAAGCAUCCCCUCACUUUGGCCCCCGUGGUCACCCCACCAGAAAAGAAACAGCAGAGUGUGACCCCAGUGCAGAGCUCAUGGCCUCUGCCCUUCAAAGUCCCGCUGGGGGACCCUAGCCCAACCAAGCCCUACCAAGUGAGUGCCACAGGCCCCAGUCCAGUCGUCUCUUCAGGUGUGGGCACAAAAACUGUUCGGGCAGCCACGCAGGUGUGAUCAGAGCCAGUGUCCUACCAUGCACAGGCCGUUUUGGGGCAGAACUUCCUGUUUUGCCCCAGCAGAAGGCAGGGCCUGCUGUGACUGAGGAUUGGACCCUGAAAGUGGGACUUCCUGUCUCCCUGUCUCACCGCAGAAGACUUUACCUGUAUUUGUGCACCUAAGGAGAUGUGACUCUUGGACUAGGAGAGACUUCUGCUGAUCUGUGUGGUUUGCACAACCUCCGAGGCUUUGCGGCAGAUAGGCAAGGCUUGCCGUGUGGCUCCCAGCUGGAGAGGGAGCCUGGCCACGUUCUCUGGAAAGGUCCCUCUACAUUCCUUUUGCCUCCUCCAGGCCACACCCCAUCCAGCACCCAGCUUCUUCAACAUAAAACAGAUCAGAUCA
Molecule: messenger RNA, 3390 nt
Organism: Lemur catta (Ring-tailed lemur)
Lineage: Eukaryota; Metazoa; Chordata; Mammalia; Primates; Lemuridae
Gene: VSIG10L
Product: V-set and immunoglobulin domain containing 10 like
Exons: 10
Coding region: 328-3006 (892 amino acids)
Source: RefSeq, a predicted model, not a curated record